AUGGAAAAAUCCAAAAAUUUCCGCAUCGACGCGCUGCUGGCCGUGGACCCCCCGCGAGCGGCCUCGGCGCAAACCGCGCCGCUGGCCCUGGUCACGUCGCUCGCGGCCGCCGCAGCUGGACCCGGCGGCGGCGGUGGUGGCGGGGCGAGCGGCAGCUGCAGCCCGGCGUCCUCGGAGCCGCCCGCGGCGCCCGCCGACCGCCUGCGCGCAGAGAGUCCUUCGCCGCCGCGCCUGCUGGCCGCGCACUGCGCGCUGCUGCCCAAACCCGGCUUCUUGGGAGCGGGCGGCGCGGGCGGCGCAGCGGGCAGCGGGGCAGGCGGCGGGCCCGGGGGGCCCCACCACCACGCGCACCCCGGCGCCGCCGCCGCCGCCGCCGCUGCUGCCGCGGCCGCGGCCGCAGGGGGCCUGGCGCUGGGGCUGCACCCGGGGGGCGCGCAGGGCGGCGCGGGGCUCCCGGCGCAGGCGGCGCUCUACGGUCACCCAGUCUACGGCUACUCGGCGGCGGCGGCGGCCGCCGCGCUGGCCGGGCAGCACCCGGCGCUCUCCUACUCGUACCCGCAGGUGCAGGGCGCGCACCCCGCGCACCCCGCCGACCCCAUCAAGCUGGGCGCCGGCACCUUCCAGCUGGACCAGUGGCUGCGUGCGUCCACCGCGGGCAUGAUCCUGCCCAAGAUGCCGGACUUCAACUCCCAGGCGCAGUCCAACCUGCUGGGCAAGUGCCGUCGGCCCCGCACCGCCUUCACCAGCCAGCAGCUGCUGGAGCUGGAGCACCAGUUCAAGCUCAACAAGUACCUGUCGCGGCCCAAACGCUUCGAGGUGGCCACCUCACUGAUGCUCACUGAGACCCAGGUGAAGAUCUGGUUCCAGAACCGGCGGAUGAAGUGGAAGCGCAGCAAGAAGGCCAAAGAGCAGGCGGCGCAGGAGGCCGAGAAGCAGAAGGGCGGCGGCGGCGCGGGCAAAGGCGGCGGCGCCGAGGACCCGGGGGACGAGGAGCCGCUGGGGCCGCCGGCGCCCGGGGACAAGGGCGGCGCACGCCGCCUGCGGGACUUGAGGGACAGUGAGCCCGAGGACGACGAGGACGACGAGGACGAGGACCGCUUCCCCUACAGCAACGGCGCCGGCGUGCGCGCCGCCUCCUCCGACUGCUCCUCGGGGGCCGACUCCCCGCCCCCGCGGCCCGGCGGGCCCGGCUACCAGCCCCCGCCCCAGUAG
Molecule: messenger RNA, 1212 nt
Organism: Rangifer tarandus platyrhynchus (Svalbard reindeer)
Lineage: Eukaryota; Metazoa; Chordata; Mammalia; Artiodactyla; Cervidae
Source: the annotation of a GenBank genome assembly